Messenger RNA from Paramacrobiotus metropolitanus, 1118 nucleotides. RefSeq names its product piwi-like protein 1. Gene Ontology annotation, molecular function: piRNA binding. NCBI's taxonomy places the organism in Eukaryota, Metazoa, Tardigrada, Eutardigrada, Parachela, Macrobiotidae. The record is from RefSeq and is a predicted model, not a curated record. Gene Ontology annotation, biological process: regulatory ncRNA-mediated gene silencing. Gene Ontology annotation, cellular component: P granule. The coding region runs from base 28 to 774 and encodes 248 amino acids. The transcript is spliced from 7 exons.
UUGGGUGGAGCGCCAUGGGCACUGGAUAUGACUCGCUAUGCAAUGUAUGCUAACACAAUGCUUAUCGGGGUGGAUACGUUCCACGAUUCCAAGAGCAGGGGUGCUUCCCGAUCAGCAGUUGCGGUCAUUGGCACUUCCGAUAGCUCCGGCACGCGUUGCAGCAGUAGCGUGUUUUUCCAGUCUUCUGGUCAGGAAAUCAGUGACGAUUUGGCCAAUGCUGUAACUAAGCUCAUGGACCGCUUCCGCGAUAGGGAAGGGGAUUUCCCGGAGCAUGUAAUUUUCUACCGCGAUGGAGUUGGAGCUGGGCAGCUGGAAGCCGUACAGAACAACGAAGUGCGAGCUGUUGUUAAAGCGGUAACACAGGCAAAUCCGCGAGCUAAGCUCACCUUUAUCAUCGUGACCAAAAGUCACAAUACCAGAUUUGUUGUGGACACCCCUGGCAAGAGAAUGCCGUUCGUGAAUCCUCUGCCGGGAACUCUCGUUGACCAGGCUGUUACAAAACCUCAUCAAAUGGACUUCUACCUGGUAGCGCACUCUGCCCCCCGGGGUACGGUGGCGCCGACGUACUACAAUGUCUUGUUCAAUGAUUCUUUGCUGGAUAUCGAUCAUUUGCAGCAGUUCACAUACGCCUUGUGCUGCAUGUACUUCAAUUGGUCGGGACCUAUCAGAGUUCCGGCUCCUUGUCAGUACGCUCACAAACUAGCGUCUCUUGUGGGACAAAGCAUCCAUGAUGUUCCCCAUCCCGAUUUGGAGCCCUUCUUCUACUAUUUGUAGAACGCGGCCAGUUUUGCUGUGGAUAAUGCAGGCAGUCGUAUCAAAGGUCACGCUCUUGAGCGCGUUCAUUUUUCUCUGGUAGAAUGAUGCAGAGUUUUCCUUCUGUUAACGUUUAGCGCAGUUCGGUGCAGAUUUUCUCGGUACGGAUAAUUAUGAGGGUUUUUUAUUUUUAUUAUAAUUGAACGUUCAGUGUGAGGACUAAAAAAGUCGAUAGUUUUAACGCAGACUGAGCACACAAUUUGUGCUCUGGGAUUUUGUGCGCACUGUCCUUGUACACCGUUGUAAGGCCGGGUUUUUGCUGAACGUUGGGACUAAUCGAAUGUGGCGCGCUUUCCUUUUUCCAU